Messenger RNA from Gongylonema pulchrum, 408 nucleotides. NCBI's taxonomy places the organism in Eukaryota, Metazoa, Nematoda, Chromadorea, Rhabditida, Gongylonematidae. The record is from the annotation of a GenBank genome assembly.
AUGUGUCAUACAGCGCUAUUGUUUGCGUUACAGAUUUUCUAUGCUCAAGCAAACUGUACGCGGACGGAUUGGGUAUGUAACAAGGAAUGUCGAUUGGAAUAUCUGAACCAGAGCACCGGGAUCUGUGUGAAGCCACUACCGGAAGAAAAUUGUUUUGGGACGCCGAUCCGCUACAACUUUGUUCUGGAUAAGCCAGUCCUGGACGAUCUGCCGAAAUAUAAAGUGAUCAGCAAAUUCCCCAGAUGCUGGUCAGUGAUGGGACCGUUGCUCUGUGCUGUGGCUUAUCGACCGUGCGCAAAUCGAUCGUUUUUCGAGUAUUCAAUGAAAGAAGUAUGUAUUGGCAGUUAUAUUUCCCAUUUUUUUUUGUCACUUCCUAAGAGUAAUUAUUUCCCAGUGAUACUCCAUUAA